AUGAAUGCAGUUUCUACACAUAAGAUAACAUUAGAUAGUGGAAGGAAAAUCCUCUUUACAACAACAACAGAUUCUUCAUCUCGUCUCGAUGUAUCAAGCAUGAAAGUAGAAACAGAAAAUAAUGUGAUUUUGAUGUUCUGUUUUGGUACUGAAGAAUUUCUUAAUUCAAUAGCUUGCAUUAUUGUUUUGAUUAAUGUUCAAUUAGAUAUUCCAUAA
Messenger RNA from Clunio marinus, 216 nucleotides. NCBI's taxonomy places the organism in Eukaryota, Metazoa, Arthropoda, Insecta, Diptera, Chironomidae. The record is from the annotation of a GenBank genome assembly.